This is a messenger RNA of Mesorhabditis spiculigera, 996 nucleotides long. The record is from the annotation of a GenBank genome assembly. NCBI's taxonomy places the organism in Eukaryota, Metazoa, Nematoda, Chromadorea, Rhabditida, Rhabditidae.
AUGCGCCCCAGCUACGGCCCAUUCCACAUUGCCUGUAUCUUGAUCGAGACGAUCUCUGUUUCGUUAUAUAUUCGGGCACUGAUCGGGAUCGCUCGAUCGAAGAAUAAUGUCUUUCAAGAUUCUCCAUUUUUCACAACGUUCUUAUCGAUUGGCGUCGCUGAUGUUGGCUCGAUUUUCGUGAAUGCUGCACUACGCCACUUGACCGUUUACAAGGUUGGACCGGCCGAGACCUGGGAAACAGUCUACCGUAUCGUCUACCUCCUCUCAGCCCUCUUUUUUUACUGUCACUUCCUGGGGCACUCGAUUCUGGCCCUGAAUCGUUUCACCUCUGUCGUAUUACCGGGAAGUCAUAAAGAGUUUUGGGAAUGCAACACCUACCGUCUGAUCUUUGGAAAGUGGAUGUUAGCGGUCGUUUUGAUACUGCAUAGGCUCACUGCCCGGUUGAGCUUUGCCAAGCGCGACGACGGGUAUUUUAUCGUAACCGGCUACCUGCCGAGCAGGACGCAUUUGCUUGCUCACAUGGUCUCCGGAACAACAUGCGGGGUUGUCUCCUUUGUAUCGCUAUUUCUAUCCGUCGCUACGAUUGUCAAGCUCUACCAUAGUUAUAAUCAGGUGAGCAUGUCACAAUCAACAAUCGAACGAAAUUUGAUCAUCUACACGGUGUUGACGUUUAUCUCGUGCUUGGCGAUGGAUUGGCAGCAGUUUGCCCGUGUCGCCGCUGUUCUCCGGACGGACGAGAAACAAAUCGUUUGGGUGAACGAGCAAUAUUUCUGGAUUAACGAUAUCUUAGCGGCAAAAUGGGCCGAUUCUCUUCCACCUCAUCGUACAGCUUCUGCCAACCUGGCUACCGUGACCAACAUCCACUCGAAGCGCAGCCAGUGGAACGUCAAUACAGCGAUGUUCAACAACCCAUGGGCCGUGGAUAGGCCUCAGCUGGAGUCCCGGGCGGAGCGUCUAUUUUCUCAAGCUACCGUUUACUACCGUAGGUAUCCGGAG